Staurois parvus is the source of this 1111-nucleotide messenger RNA. The record is from the annotation of a GenBank genome assembly. NCBI's taxonomy places the organism in Eukaryota, Metazoa, Chordata, Amphibia, Anura, Ranidae.
CUGGAGCCACAGACGGUGCAGAUCACCAAAAGGAAGCAAUAUGAGCACAGGGGCACUUGGCGUAGCGAGAGAGUGUGUGAGAGUCUCUACAGGUUCAUUCCCACCCCUGAGAAGGAAGACAAGGCCGCUCAUCCCACCUCCUGCCCUCCAUACCCCAAGCCUCAAGUUCCGAUCAACAACAGUAUCUCCUCUUCCACAGCUUAGCUGGGCUAACCAGGACGAGGUGUGGAGGAACAUGUUACACAAAGACAGAACCUAUCCACGGGAUAAGAACUUCUUGCAGAGACAUCCAGAGCUACAGCAGAGCAUGAGGGCCGUCCUGCUUGACUGGCUGAUGGAGGUGUGUGAAGUCUAUAAACUACACAGGGAGACUUUCUACCUGGCCCAAGACUUCUUCGACCGAUUUAUGGCCAUCCAGCAGAAUGUGGUGAAAUCCAGCCUGCAGCUCAUCGGCAUCACUUCAUUAUUUAUCGCCGCCAAGCUGGAGGAGAUCUACCCCCCGAAGCUGCAUCAGUUUGCCUAUAUUACAGACAGCGCUUGUACGGAGGACGAGAUCAUCUGCAUGGAGCUGAUCAUCAUGAAGGCACUUAAAUGGUGUUUAUCUCCAAUGACGGCGGUCUCGUGGCUGAACAUCUACCUACAAGUGGCUUAUAUCCGAGAGUUGCAGCAUUUCCUUCUGCCGCAGUACCCCCAGGAGACGUACAUACAGAUAGUGGAGCUGUUAGAUCUGUGCGUCCUAGAUGUCUCCUGUCUGCAAUAUCCGUACAGCAUCCUCGCUGCCUCUGCGCUCUACCACUUCUCCAAUGCUGAGCUGGUGGAAAAAGUGUGCGGCUAUGAGUGGACGGAGCUGGAGGAUUGCAUCAAAUACAUUGUGCCCUUCGCUAUGGCCAUAAGGGAUGCCGGGAAACAGUCCAAAAUGAAGCUCUUCCGAGGGGUGGACAUCGAGGACAUGCACAAUAUCCAGACACACACGGGUUGCUUACAACUGCUGGAUAUGGCUCAAGCUAAGCAGGAACAGUUGAAGGAAGAGAACAGAAUCAUUCCAGUCCCCAACGGAGUCCUGACCCCUCCACAGAGCGACAAGAAGCACAGGACCCUGGACUCUGAAUGA